ACACUACAGUGUCAAUCACGAUAAAAUUUUCGAAGAUUAUUGGUUAGGAAUCGAAUGGUUAAAUUAGAUUACAGGCGUAUCGUACAUACUCUACUUGGACCCAAUUUGCUGUAGACUCACUACCUUUAUUCCAAGAUAUACAUUUGGUUAGCUCUGACAAAUAAAAUGUGGUAGUAUACUUUAAACUUGUAUACUACUCUCUGUUCAUAUGUGGAUUACAAUAAUGUCUUUAAAGUAAUGUCCAGAACAAUAUGAGUAAGUAUAUAGGCCUGGAGGAAGUGUUCACUAUCUCAACACCUUAUCGGACUGAUGUUCAGGCUGCGGAGCGGAUAUUCCGCAAGGUGGUUCACCCAGGACUGGACUCCAUGCGAAUUGUGGACAGGAAUGGUGCACCCAUUACCAGUGCCCCAUCUGGGUACACCAAUUACCUAAGAAACAAGGCCUUCACGCUGAGUCCGCGAGGCGUACCCACAAGGAUCUCAAACCAUGUCUAUAGUGGCCAGCACACACACGUAUCCAGAUACGGCUCAUCGGUGCCAGGAUCGGACUCACCUGAAAUGUAUGUGAUGCAGGCCAGUAAUGGAGUGAAAUCGGCAAAACUAAACCGGCCGUACACUCAUUCAUCAAUUCUCCCCUCCAGGAAGCGUGCAAUGUCCAAUACCUCCAAGGCUACCCAUUCUAUGCAGACGUCACGAACCACCUCUGGCCGAAAUGCGACAAAAUGGUAUUUCGACAUGACCAUGCCUGGAGAGAAACGCCAGAUGAAAUCUGCUCAAAGUGAGCACUGGAACAAAAGCGAACAAGGACAGCGUCUCAACCGAGAAUGGUCCAGUGUUUCCGACAGCCGUGCCCUGAAGAGGUCAUCAGAGAUUCUGUCACACCGAGUAGAUCGCAUGUACUUUAUGAAUGGAAAUAACAUCCGACUCCAGCCCAAGUACCAUGUGGACGAGGAAGAGCUCCUGCAACUUCGCGAUGCCUCCAAGUCACGCCAGAGCAUACAUCAUCCACGUCCAAAACUAAAGAAUGGGGUUGUUAAAAUGCCAUCCUGCGGUCCAUCAUCUAGGAUGUCCAGCCAUCGCGGCCUAAACAGUGGAAAGUCCAAGGCGUCUGUGGAUCAAGGUACAGAGAAAACAGAUAGGGCCAAAAGUCUUGAGAAUAUUAUGACAACAAGGAAAAUGGAUAAUGAAAUAAAUAGAGGCAAGAGUCCUCUCCAUGGCUGGGACAAUGACGGCGACAGGGAGGAGGAUUUAAGUGUGAAGGGGGAGAUAAUUCGUAAAAAAUCCUUCCAUGAAGAUCAGAUUUCUGCCGGAAUCAAUGAGAGUGCUUCAGUUACUCAUCGGUCAGAUAAAGCAUCUGUGAAAAACGAAGGCAAAGAUGGAAAAGAUGCUGAAACGGUGGAAGACGAAUUCGACAAACCGGAAAGAGCAGAUGGACGACAAAAUCCAGAGGAUGUUGUAAAUACAGAUAAUAAUGUGGUUGCUGUAGAUGAUAAGAAUGAGGAAGAGAAAAAUGAUGAAGAGAAAGACAAUGAGGAAGAUGAAAAUUGGAAAAUAAGGAAAACAGAGGAGGAGGAGAAAAAGAGGUUAAAUCAGAGCAAAGAAGAGGACAAUAUUGAGGGAAUAGAUGAAAGAGUUGAUGACAAUGAAAAAAUUAUAGAUGAAAAUACAAAAGAGGAUGAUAAAGAAAAGGAUGUGGUUCAGAAUGAAGGUGUUAGUAAUAAUGAACAAGAGGCAGCAGAGGAAACCUCUAAAGAGGAAAAGGUCGAAGAUGAGGUAUCGGAGGAAAAGGUUAAUGAUGAAAAUGCUGAUGAACCACAAUAACAGAUACCAGUUAAAUCAUCAGUAACUAAUAUUUUGUAAUAAUGUCAUUUUUUGUUCAACAAUGAAAAAAAUGUCAGGAUUUAAAAAAAAAACAUUAUCAGAAAUUACUAUGUAAAAAAGAUUAUAUGGUAAUUUUGUGCUGAAAACAUGUACUUCAUGUUUCUGUUUUGAAAUGCUCAGUGCCUUCAGUAAUUCUGUUCUGGUACCAGAAUUUAUGAUUUUUGAUACAAAAUUUGAAAGCUGUAUGUAACAUUUUUAACUUUUAAAAUAUUUUUUUAUGAAAGUACAGAUAAUUACCAGGUAGUACCAAAUUGUUAUAUCUAUAUUUUAGCGAAGUUAAAUUCACAAUGGUUGUGAAUAUAUAUAUAAGUGGAAAAAUUGUAACAUAAUUUCAUCACAUAACUAUCCUGUAAUAAGUGUCAAAACAUCUAGUACAUGUAAAAACAUUGUUUUAUAUUGUGUAGCUAUUCUGUGAUUGGCUAUAGUUUUCCAUUGUUUUAAUUGUGACCUCAGAGCUUCAUGGUGUUGCAUGCAUUGUGACAAAGCACCAAAGCAAAUAUCACAAAUCAUGAUUAUGAUUAUGAUUAUAAUUGACAUUGACUGAGAAAAUGCUGUUUUUGUGAAUGUAUGAUUAAAAGAUUCUUGCAUGACUUUCAAAUUUAUUUAGGAUUUGAAAAACGUCUCAAAAUAUUUUCAUCUUAGCUUGUAAAAAUUAAGAAAUGAAAAAUGUUGAAGACUUAUUUCAUAAAUCUUGUAUGAAAUUAAAACUCAUAUCAGAUCUUCUAUGUACAAUACAUGUAUAUAAAACAUAUAUAUAUCUAUAAAGUAUACACUAUACAAUGUAUUCUUUUAUUGUGUAACAACAUAGAAAUGUAUGGUGGGCAUUUAUAUUGGUGGAAAAUAUUUAAUGAAUAUUUAGGGGUGAAAUAUUUGGGAUAUAUCAUCUGUCUCCGUUUUACAUCUUGUAAGUGGGUAAAUAUAAAUAAACAGUAUAUAAAAAGAUAUUAAAAAGAAUUAUUUUGAUGUACAGGUAUCUCCCCACAAAAUAUGGUGUGUACAUGUAUACAUGUACUGCAAAGCAAAUAUUUUAGUAAUAAUAUCAUUUUAACCCUUUUCACUCAAAAAAUGAAUGGCAAAAUCAUUGCACAAUAUUUUCUUCAUUGGCAAAUAUUCUUCGAACACUAACCCAUCAUUAUGCAGAUCUGUAAAACUUUGUUCACAUAGUAAAAUUUGAGUAGGCCGAAGCGUUUAUUGGCUGUAUAUUUUUAAUUUAUUGAUUAUAAAUACAUGUAUAAAAUGUAAACCACCAUCAUGCAUUUUUUCUGCUGCAUUGGUACAAAAGCUAAAUAUUAUUUGCUUUUCUCUGAGUUGGACUAGUAUCAUUUUAAGAGCUAAAGUGAAAUCUUCAGUAUUAGAAAUUUUGUUAAAACUUAAUAUGGCAUGAUGUGUCUUAUUUUGUAAAUAGAAAAUAUUACACAUAAGAGAUUAUGACCGGUUGUGCUGGCUUGAUUUGGAUACGAUACACACAUAAACACAUUGUAUUGUAGUUUCCGUCCACAUUUUCACAAUUUGCUAUAAUGAUAAAUCAUCUGUGUAAACCUACAAAUGUUUGUAAAGCCUUGUGUAAAAUUUAAUGUGUUUGAAAAAUUAUUUUCAUGCUUGAUACAGGGUCUUAAAAAUCUAUAUAUUAAAAAAUAUAUGUUACCGGUAUAUAUUAAUAUCACUUUUAAAAUAUUAAGAAAUAUAGAAUUGGAACAGAAAAUCAGUGACAAAAUCAUGAGCAAAAAAAAAGAAGGAUUCCAUUCCAUUUUUUUUCACUGAAAUUUUCUGAUUUCUCCUUUAUAAAGCUGAAGUUGAAUUUUAGCUUUUAAUAAGCUCAAAAUUGGUUUUUGUAUUUUUAUAGAAUUUUACUUCACACCAGAUAUUUAUUUUUACACCGAUUACAAUUAAAUGUGCUAUUUGAUCUGUAUAAAUGUUUAAAGUACUAACUAAUAUAUGUUUAUCAGUGACUUGUUAUUCACAUCGAUUUAUAUUUGUACACAAAUUGUUUUUCACAUUAUCUAGUUGGUAUAUGGUUGUUGAGAUAUGUGUUCCUAAAAAUGCUGUGUCUUUCUUCACUUUAUGUUCUUCUUAAGGUGGUAUGCUACCUUUUGUUCCUCAAUCUAAAACCAAUAGGAAACAAAUAGAAUAAGCAUGGAUACAGCGAUAUCAAAGAAUGCUGCUAAGAUAUUGAAUAACACCAUGUUAGUAUAGUUUGAUAAAAUUGGAUAUGAAAUACAUUUGUACAUUUCUUCUGCAACGUAUAUGAUUAAGGAAACAUGAUUUGAUGACUUUUAACCUUUCUGGGAAUGUAAUGAAUAAUGAAAUGGAUCAGGAGCUGAAGAUUAGUCAUCAAUAUUAAUAUCUUAAUAUAAAAUAUCUCAAAGGACCAGGAGCAUCACAGUUGACAUACACCCUUGGAUUGACUUUACAUGGGUGUUAAAUGUUGUCUUUCCUUCGGUUUUGGUGUCUCUUCAUUUCCUGUUGAUUUCUCUUGAUAUGGACAUCUAGUUCAAAUUAUAUCUUUCAAUAUUGAUGAAGUGCUAUUUUGAGGGUCAUAAAUAUCAUUAUGACCUUAUAAUUAAAAAGAGCAUUAUCUAAUGUAAACUCCUUUUACAGAAUGACCUUAUGAUCCAAAUAGAUUAUCACAAGGAUUGUGAGAGCAGUAAUACUUUUUACAAUUUUUGUUUAUAAGCAUUCUUUCGAGGGCCUGAAACAAAUUCCCAACCCCACAGUCGAGGUCUGUUCAUUACGUAUACAGACUGUGGGGCUGGGACAUUGUGCCUAGUCCCUGUGAAUGUGAAUUGAAAAGUUUAAUGUGAACAUUUUAUGAAUACAUUUGUUGGGUUUUUUUUUGUCUGUGUCAUUAGUAUUAUUGAGAAUAUAGUGGUAUAUUGUACAGAUAUCAAGUUUAUAUGAUUGUGCUAUGUCAUGAUUAUGUGAAAAAGCUAUUUAUUUCAUUAAAUUAGUAAUUUCUUAUAAA
This is a messenger RNA of Pecten maximus, 4842 nucleotides long. RefSeq names its product altered inheritance of mitochondria protein 44-like. The transcript has 13 exons. The record is from RefSeq and is a predicted model, not a curated record. NCBI's taxonomy places the organism in Eukaryota, Metazoa, Mollusca, Bivalvia, Pectinida, Pectinidae. Bases 252 to 1820 code for a protein of 522 amino acids.